Molecule: messenger RNA, 1729 nt
Organism: Manihot esculenta (cassava)
Lineage: Eukaryota; Viridiplantae; Streptophyta; Magnoliopsida; Malpighiales; Euphorbiaceae
Product: cytochrome P450 81Q32
Exons: 2
Coding region: 66-1556 (496 amino acids)
Molecular function (GO): heme binding; oxidoreductase activity, acting on paired donors, with incorporation or reduction of molecular oxygen; iron ion binding
Source: RefSeq, a predicted model, not a curated record
GCCAACGAAACUAUAAGUAAUCUUCUUUAUACUUGCCAAGUUCCUUUGAUUACUUGCUCAGCACCAUGAUCUUCCACCUUCUCUUGUUUUUGGUUCUUUAUGCAAUCACCAAGCAUUUCCUCGAUAAGAUUCGAAAUCUCCCACCAAGCCCAUUCCCUACCCUCCCCAUAAUAGGCCAUCUACACCUCCUCAACAAACCUCUCCAUCGUUCCCUCUCCAUCAUAUCUAAUCGUUACCGUCCCGUACUUCUCCUUCAAUUUGGCUGUCGUCGUGUCCUGCUUGUCUCCUCUCCAUCCGCCGUAGAAGAGUGUUUUACCAAGAAUGAUAUCGCCUUGGCCAACCGCCCACGCCUCCUUGCUGGCAAACACUUGGGCUAUAACUUCACCAGUCUCGCUUGGGCUCCUUAUGGUGAUCUUUGGCGCAAUCUUCGUAAACUAUCCUCCCUUGAAAUAUUAUCUUCUUAUCGUCUCCAGUUACUCUCUAGCAUACGAAGCGAUGAGGUGAAGAUAUUACUCCAUCGUUUGUUUAGGAACAAAGAUGAGAUGGUGGAUUUGAAAUCAGCCUUCUUUGAGCUGAUGCUAAACGUGAUGAUGAGGAUGAUAGCUGGAAAGAGGUAUUACGGUGAAAAUGUGGAAGAAGUGGAGGCAGCAACCAGAUUUCGGGAGAUCGUGAGGGAGACAAUCCAAAUGACCGGUACAUCAAAUAUAGGAGACUUUUUGCCCUUAUUAGCCAAGAUAGGAGGUACAGAGAAGAAGCUUCUUGAUUUGCAAAAGAAGAGAGAUGGAUUUAUACAAGGUUUGAUCGAAGAACAUCAAAAUAGAAUGACCACUUCACCCAUUGAGGAGAAAAAUAAGACGUUGAUUGAGGUGUUGCUAACACUGCAACAAUCAGAUCCUGAGUACUACACAGAUCAAACUAUCAAAAGCCUUAUUCUGGUUUUACUGGCAGCUGGAACUGAUACAACAGUUGCAACCCUGGAAUGGGCAAUGUCAGUUUUGGUGAAUAAUCCUGAUAUUUUGAAGAAAGCACAGAACGAAAUUGAUAUUGUCAUGGGACAUGAUCGUUUAAUUACCGAAUCUGAUACAUUAAAGAUUCCCUAUCUUCAAUGCAUCAUAAGUGAAGUCUUGCGUAUGUACCCAGCGGGUCCACUGGCGGUUCAUGAGUCAUCAGAGGAGUGCUCCAUAGGAGGCUACCGUGUACCAUCUGGCACCAUGAUGCUAGCGAACAUAUGGAGUAUACAUAAUGAUCCUCUAGUUUGGGACGAGCCCCAGAAAUUCAAACCAGAAAGAUUUGAAGGGUGUGAGGCAGUUGUGAGCGAUGGUUUCCGGUUGAUGCCUUUUGGGUCAGGAAGGAGGAGAUGUCCUGGAGAGGGCUUGGCGUUGCGCAUGGUUAGUUUGACCUUGGGUUCAAUCCUUCAAUGCUUUGAGUGGGAGAGAAUUGGCGAGGAAAUGGUGGACAUGACCGAGGGCGUUGGAAUCAUAAUGUCCAAGGCUCAACCCUUGCUGGUUAAAUGUAGACCACGUCGAUCUAUGGUGCACCUUCUUUCUCAAGUUUGAAUUACUCGAUCUGUUUCAAGUUUCAAGUUCGAAAAAUGCUCUGGCCAUAACUUUAGUAUCAAAAUAAAAUUUGUGGGACAUAGAGUAGGCCUGUGCAAUCGGUCGGUUCGGUUCCGAACCGAACCGAACCGAAAAAACCGAAAACCGAAGUGUUAAAAUUUCAAAAACCGAAA